UUCGGCUCGAUAGGUCGAACCAGACGCCGACGCCGAAUCAGUGCCAGGUUCGACCGGACGCCGAACUCAGUGCCAGGUUCGAUAAAAAUGAAGCCAGAUAAAGACUCGACCGGUCCGGCUUGAAAAAAAUUAGGCCCGAAAAUAUUCAGUUCAAAUAAUAAGUGAUAAAAAUAUGUUUGGACGUAUAAAAUCUGAUUGGACGCAUAAACUUUUUAUUGGACGCAUAAACUUUUUAUUGGACGCAUAAAUUUUCAUUGGACGCAUAAACUUUGAUUGGACGUAUAAAAGUUGAUUGGACGUAUAUUGUGUAAUAGAGCCAAAAUAACUUGAAAGAUUAAAAUAAAAUAAUUAUCAGUUGUUAUGCAAAAAUUGGUUUCUACAAUAAAGAGGCUCCAUCAAUGUAUAUUUUAAAUGGUCGUUUAAAUCUUAAUGGAACCGAAUUAUAUCAAAAAUCUCCUUGGAAGGACGGGGAUGUUUUUGGUUGUGGAGUUGUUUUUCCAUCAAAGAAGGAUUUGAAUAUAUUACCUUAUGUAUUUUUUACAAAAAAUGGUAGAAAAAAUGGUGAGAGUUUUUGUUUUUUUUCGAAGAAAUUCUGGAAUAGGAAACCAGUACGAGGGUCAAAAAAUAGUAGAUAAUUUUAAGCCACCCAGAACACCAAGUUUUACAAUUUCAAUUUAAACUAGGUUAGCACCCCUAGUAUUUAGGGUUGAGAGUAUCAAGUAUCGAGAUUUGCCGGAGAGAGUUUGUCGGGGUUCGGGUCGGGGUUUUUGCCCAAAAAAAUCAGCAGGGUAUGGGCAACGGAGUGCUACACUAAUUCAAGCUUUUCUAAAUUCAAUUAUCUAUAUUUUCUCUAAUUUAGGCAACAAAUUCUCAUUGAAAGAGGAUAGCGACAAUUUACGUCCAUAUUUUAAACUGCUCUCUUGCUCUAUUGAAAUUAAUUUUGGAAAUGAUCUCGAAAACGAGC
This is a messenger RNA of Meloidogyne enterolobii, 964 nucleotides long. The record is from the annotation of a GenBank genome assembly. Lineage: Eukaryota; Metazoa; Nematoda; Chromadorea; Rhabditida; Meloidogynidae.